Molecule: messenger RNA, 5205 nt
Organism: Oncorhynchus masou masou (cherry salmon)
Lineage: Eukaryota; Metazoa; Chordata; Actinopteri; Salmoniformes; Salmonidae
Product: gamma-secretase-activating protein-like
Exons: 31
Coding region: 321-2915 (864 amino acids)
Biological process (GO): positive regulation of amyloid-beta formation
Cellular component (GO): trans-Golgi network
Source: RefSeq, a predicted model, not a curated record
UAUUGUUCGGUGUGAAGUUGAGUAAAUUACUGUAUGGCUGCAGAUCUCAAGGGAAGUGAUUCCCUUUCAAAUUAUGCCUUCUGCUUUAUUUUCGGUGCGUUCAACACUGCUUAAACGGCUACUGGACUAUCAUCAAAACGUUAUUUACAACUAUCACAUGAUGCUGCAUUGUAUGUCAAGUUGUAACUUCAGGCUAUAGGCAUGGCGUCUUCCGGAUAGUGUGAAAUCGCAGAGGCUCUAAUUGAAGACAUUUCUUCAUAAGUGUUUGAUGCAUAAUAGAAGUGGAAAUCAGUAAGUUGUGGAGGAGGUCAACCGCACACAUGUUGCAACUAAGCGCAACUUUCGAUUUGCAGCAGGAUGUGGUGUCAAGUAUAUUUAAGAAAGAGGCGACUGUAGGAAUAAUCAAAGAAUACUCAGGGAUCGUUGACACUCGGAUCCUCAACAUUGAAAGGGAUGGAGGAGUCCUCUACUCCUGGAAAGGGGAAACCGGGACCACCAGGAUCGGGAAAUACGACCCCAAUACCAGACAGAAUAAGCUCCUCUACACAUUUGACAAGCAGGUGUGUGUCAGCAGCUGUUCUCUGAAUAAGGAGGAGACUCUGCUGGCGGUCAGUUUGGCACAGAGGACAAGAACAGAGGAGCGCCUCAGACCAGUUUCAAAAUGUCUGACCCUCCUCAUUGAGAUCCAUCCCAUUAACAACACUAAGGUCCUGAAGGCUGUCGACUGCCGGGUCAGAGUUCAGUUCCUCCAUCCAGACACAGAGAGGGACUCGGUGCUGGAGAGUCACCUGCUGCUGGUAGCAGAAGAUGGCUAUGUGGAGCAGCUCCAUGUGAUGCUGGUCAGACAAGAGGGUUACAGAGUGGUGAUGUUGAGCCCAGAGUGCCUGGCCAGAGACAGGGUGGCAGAGGAGUUCAGCUGGGUCCAGUGGGACAGCCAGACACAGAGACUCUUCUACCUCACACACAGGGAAAAAGCUGUGCUGAAAUGUGUGCAAUUCAGCCAUGACCGCGACUGUGAGACCUUGUUUGAGCUUGUACUGGAGUUGCCCUCUAACCCUUUCACCUGUAUGAGGUUUGUUAAUCUGGGCUUUGACCAUCACCAAGAGACGCAGCAGGAACGGGAGGAGAUGAGGAUGGUGGUGAUCACCAAUAACACAGGCAGUAUGUGUGUGUGUUACAGCCAGCCUGCUUGUGUCAACCAGGAGAUCACAUACACCAUAGUCCUGGUGCACAGAGGCUGCAGUAAAACGUUCUCAGUGGCUCUGGAUGGCACCCCUAGUCCAUGUAGUACAGAUCUCCUCCCUCUCUUCAUCCCUAUAGGUUACUAUGUGGUAGUCUACCUGUCUGGUCACUUCCUGCACUGCAUCAACACCAGGCAACAGGAGCUGCUCUGCCACAGCCUCUUCCUCUCAGGUGUUGAUGCAGAGCUGGGUGUGUUGGGAUCAGACAGUGUGGUGUUGUCUCUACCCGAGUCCUCUCUGCUGGACCUGAACACAGGCAGGAUGUACACUGUAGACCUCAACCCCUCCUUCCUCAUGGACCUACUGCACUGCAGCCACAGGAGACCUGACGCUCAACGCCUGGCUGCCCUGCACUGUCUGCUGCUCUACAUGGGACCCAACGCUGCACUAGAACUGAAGAUCAUAGAUUGGAUCUGUGACAAUGUCAUGCCGUUCGACACCUUCGAUCAAAUUCAGGAAUUUAUUCUGGCGUCACUGUACAGGAUCAUCUAUAAGAAGUGUCUCAGUCUGGAUGAAGUCCUACCCUACUCCUCUGUGUUUGAGAAGAAGAAGGUACCUGAGGCUCUAGACCAGGUCCCCGGUGUCACCUGCACCACAGAGCUCCAUGCUGAACCAGUGUUCAAAGGAAAGGCCAGGAGUCUCCAGGGUUAUUGGGAAGAGCUGCAGUGGAGCACAGAAAAGAUGAAGUACUUUGAGGCGGUUCCAAACCCACGAUACAGAGCAUCUCAGAACCUGCCAGACUGGACCAAGCUGCUCACUACCCUGAAGUUAGAGAAGUCAAAGAACAAGAAGGCUUCUAACUAUCUACGUCACAUUGAGGAGAACACUAAACAAGUUCUGUCGAAGGUGGACAGCUGGAAUCUUGAUCAGAAAGUGGUUCUGUUGUUCCAGGAGGAGGAUAGCCAGCAGAGGGCGCUCAUAGGCCUGAUGGUGGACAAGCUGAGAGAGCACCUCAACAGACACCUGCCUCGUCUGGGGAAGAAGAAGAUCGACGUGCUGGUGGUGAACUACGUGGCCAAGCUGCUGGAGCUGAUCAGACGCAUGCUGGAGUCUGUGUGGCUGAAGUACAAACUAGGCCCUCUGGUGCUGUGCUUAAAGCAGCAGGGCAGUUCAGCGGAGUGGACCGUGUUUCACGUGAUGUGUCGGAUACUGGAGGCUACAAAGACUCUGUGUCUCCCCCUCCCUCCUGGGUAUCACACUCUACUGUCCGUGUUGGGGGUUCGCUGUCUCCCCAGACACACCUUCCUGCAGUACGUUGACCAUGGUGUGCUGCAGCUCACCGAGACCUUCGUCUCACGACUCAUGACAGAUCUAGACAACAGUGAUGCCAACGAGGAGCUGAAGUUCAGCAUUGUGAAGAGACUACCAGAGUCCAUGGAGCAGAGGAUCUGUCACCUGUGGGAUCACCCCAUCAGUUCAGCCUGUAUCUCCAGAGACUAUGUCAGAGGCCUGCUGGAGAAACACGCCAAAACCAAAGGUUCUAUGUUCAUGGAGAGAGACGAGCCUGGCUUCAGGCCUGAGUUCCUGCCUCUCACCUUCCUGACCAAAAUUCUGUUGGAUGUGGAAGACCGAGUUCUGAACCCUUUUGAGGAGCAGGAGAAUGUGGAUGCCAGGUUUGUGGAGGAGACGGCUCUGAAACAGACUCUGAUCCUGAUGGGCUUCCAGGACAAGUGAGGGAGGGAGAGACCGAGGUGAAGAAAGAGGGGGAGCAGGUCAAGGCUCCAAGUUUUCACUCAACACUCCAUAUUCCACUAGUACUCAGUGAGCAUGGACUGUGUCAGUGAGCGUGGACUGUGUCAGUGAGCGUGGACUGUGUCAGUGAGCGUGGACUGUGUCAGUGAGCGGGGACUGUGUCAGUGAGCGGGGACUGUGUCAGUGAGCGGGGACUGUGUCAGUGAGCGUGGACUGUGUCAGUGAGCGUGGACUGUGUCAGUGAGCGUGGACUGUGUCAGAGAGCGGGGACAGAGAGCGGGGACUGAGUCAGAGAGCGGGGACUGAGUCAGAGAGCGGGGACUGUGUCAGAGAGCGGGGACUGUGUCAGAGAGCGGGGACUGUGUCAGUGAGCGUGGACUGUGUCAGUGAGCGGGGACAGAGAGCGUGGACUGUGUCAGAGAGCGGGGACUGUGUCAGAGAGCGGGGACAGAGAGCGGGGACUGUGUCAGAGAGCGGGGACUGUGUCAGAGAGCGGGGACUGUGUCAGAGAGCGGGGACUGUGUCAGAGAGCGGGGACUGAGUCAGAGAGCGGGGACUGAGUCAGAGAGCGGGGACUGAGUCAGAGAGCGGGGACUGAGUCAGAGAGCGGGGACUGAGUCAGAGAGCGGGGACUGAGUCAGAGAGCGGGGACUGAGUCAGAGAGCGGGGACUGAGUCAGAGAGCGGGGACUGAGUCAGAGAGCGGGGACUGAGUCAGAGAGCGGGGACUGAGUCAGAGAGCGGGGACUGAGUCAGAGAGCGGGGACUGAGUCUGAGAGCGGGGACUGAGAGCGUGGACUGUGUCGGUGAGCGGGGACUGUGUCAGUGAGCGGGGACAGAGAGCGGGGACUGUGUCAGAGAGCGGGGACUGUGUCAGAGAGCGGGGACAGAGAGCGGGGACUGUGUCAGAGAGCGGGGACUGUGUCAGAGAGCGGGGACUGUGUCAGAGAGCGGGGACUGUGUCAGUGAGCGGGGACUGAGUCAGUGAGCGGGGACUGAGUCAGAGAGCGGGGACUGAGUCAGAGAGCGGGGACUGAGUCAGAGAGCGGGGACUGAGUCAGAGAGCGGGGACUGAGUCAGAGAGCGGGGACUGAGUCAGAGAGCGGGGACUGAGUCAGAGAGCGGGGACUGAGUCAGAGAGCGGGGACUGAGUCAGAGAGCGGGGACUGAGUCAGAGAGCGGGGACUGAGUCAGAGAGCGGGGACUGAGUCAGAGAGCGGGGACUGAGAGCGUGGACUGUGUCAGUGAGCGGGGACUGUGUCAGAGAGCGGGGACUGUGUCAGAGAGCGGGGACUGUGUCAGAGAGCGGGGACUGUGUCAGAGAGCGGGGACUGUGUCAGAGAGCGGGGACUGUGUCAGAGAGCGGGGACUGUGUCAGAGAGCGGGGACUGUGUCAGAGAGCGGGGACUGAGUCAGAGAGCGGGGACUGUGUCAGAGAGCGGGGACUGAGUCAGAGAGCGGGGACUGAGUCAGAGAGCGGGGACUGAGUCAGAGAGCGGGGACUGAGUCAGAGAGCGGGGACUGAGUCAGAGAGCGGGGACUGAGUCAGAGAGCGGGGACUGAGUCAGAGAGCGGGGACUGAGUCAGAGAGCGGGGACUGAGUCAGUGAGCGGGGACUGAGAGCGGGGACUGAGAGCGGGGACUGAGAGCGUGGACUGUGUCAGUGAGCGGGGACUGUGUCAGAGAGCGGGGACUGUGUCAGAGAGCGGGGACUGUGUCAGAGAGCGGGGACUGUGUCAGAGAGCGGGGACUGUGUCAGAGAGCGGGGACUGUGUCAGAGAGCGGGGACUGAGUCAGAGAGCGGGGACUGAGUCAGAGAGCGGGGACUGUUUAAAGUACACUUUAAAUGUUGAUCACUCAAUAUUCCAAUACAUGAGAAUCUAUGAAAAUACAUCAGAUUCUGAUGAACAAUGGGUCUGGUGACAAUAGUCAUCGGUUAAGCAUUCAUUUGACAGAUUUAUAUUUCUGCCCUCUCUGCCUGUUGCUCAACCCUCCCACACAGACCAGAUGGAUGAGGCUCUUACAGUAAGAAGGGACGUUCUCUGGAAGGUGUCUGAAUUACCACAACAUGUCCUGUAUGAUGUCUGUAUAUUUCCAUUCCUGAGGAACUGAUGCAUGGUCAGAUUUCAGGAAUAACACCGUUAUGUGGAAUCCAGGAAAUGUGUUGAUCAGGUACAAUAAUAAACAGGAAAAGGGAUUUUUGUUGUAAUGUUUACACGUGUAAAGCCAUAUUGUAUCAAUGAAACUCUAAAUAAAAUAUUUGUUGCUAACAA